Messenger RNA from Schizosaccharomyces osmophilus, 399 nucleotides. It is a transcript of the gene pga2, whose product is annotated as protein trafficking protein Pga2. Bases 1 to 399 code for a protein of 132 amino acids. Gene Ontology annotation, biological process: protein transport. Lineage: Eukaryota; Fungi; Ascomycota; Schizosaccharomycetes; Schizosaccharomycetales; Schizosaccharomycetaceae. The record is from RefSeq and is a predicted model, not a curated record. The transcript has a single exon.
AUGAAUAUUGAUGUUACUAGUUAUUUACGAUCCUACACUAUUACGGAUUGGAUUCGUAUCUGCAUCUACAUUUGUGGAUAUCUCUUAUUACGGCCAUAUUUGAUGAAAAUUGGAGCCAAACUUCAAGAAAAGGGACACAAGAAAGCAGAAGAACAGGGUGACUAUGUAGACUCUGAAUUGACACAUGGCAAAACAGAAAAGUUCCAUGGCGAAUUUGACACUGAUGAUGAGGAUGAAAAGGAGAAUCCCGAUGCUGAAUUACGCUGGGGCUAUUCAGCUCGCCGACGUAUUCGCAAGCAAAGAGAUGAUUACUUCAAAAGUCAAGACAAGUCUCCCUUGGAUGCGUAUGCCGACGAUGACAAUGAUGACGCUGACAUCCAAGAACACCUGGAGGAUUAG